GGUCUCAGAACGGCUUCAGGGCUUUCAACAACAUCUUACGUGCUCGUCCUAGAUUCCGCCACGUCUGAGAACGAGCGUUCUGCCAACGCAUCUCGUGUCGAAUACUUUUAAACAGCAUACUCUCUGUUUUCUUACACUCUUGGCUGUCAGUCUCGGAGUGAGCGUUACGUGACCCUGCUCGAUCCCGCCUCCUGCGCAUCUCGCGUUUGUGACCUUUCCCUCAAAACAACGUUACCCUUUCUUUUCUGGCAACAAUGGCCACCAGCAAAUCCGCUAGCUAUGACUAUUUAAUUAAGCUUUUGCUUAUUGGGGAUAGUGGUGUGGGAAAGAGCUGCUUACUAUUGCGGUUUUCGGAUGAUUCCUUCACGCCUUCCUUCAUUACAACCAUUGGUAUCGACUUUAAAAUUCGCACAAUCGAAUUGGACGGAAAGCGCAUCAAGUUACAGAUUUGGGAUACUGCUGGACAAGAACGUUUUAGAACAAUUACCACAGCAUAUUACCGUGGAGCAAUGGGUAUUUUGUUGACGUACGAUGUCACGGAUGAGCGCUCCUUCAACAACAUUCGAAACUGGAUACGUAACAUUGAGCAGCACGCCAGCGAAGGCGUGAACAAAAUCUUGGUUGGAAACAAGUGCGAUAUGCUGGAGAAGAAGGUUAUCAGUAAGGAACAAGGACAGGCUCUGGCUGAUGAAUUCAAGAUCAAAUUUCUGGAGACGUCUGCCAAAUCGAACAUUGGCGUCGAAGAAGCGUUUUUCACUCUUGCGAGGGAUAUCAAGAAACGAUUGAUUGAUACCGCUUCUGAGAAGCCGGAGAAGCCGUCGGGGGUUACAGUCAAUCCAGAGCCAGCCAAUCGACAGGCUGGUUGCUGUGGCAAAUGAGAGCUGGAUUGGGUGGUGAGGGACGAGUUUGUUGCACAUUUGUCGCAUUAUAAUGACGGUGAUUAAGCGUGGUGAUAGAAAAAUGGCCGUCUGCGUGUGGUUGAGGUUCUCUUAUGCUGUUAACUGUUCAAAUACCAGAAUAUUGUCUUCUUUUUAUAUUCGCCCUA
Spizellomyces punctatus DAOM BR117 is the source of this 1045-nucleotide messenger RNA. Its product is annotated as GTP-binding protein ypt2. NCBI's taxonomy places the organism in Eukaryota, Fungi, Chytridiomycota, Chytridiomycetes, Spizellomycetales, Spizellomycetaceae. Gene Ontology annotation, biological process: protein localization to plasma membrane; protein secretion; regulation of exocytosis. Gene Ontology annotation, cellular component: plasma membrane; endosome. Gene Ontology annotation, molecular function: GTP binding; GTPase activity. The transcript is spliced from 6 exons. The record is from RefSeq and is a predicted model, not a curated record. Bases 255 to 878 code for a protein of 207 amino acids.